Nomia melanderi (Alkali bee) is the source of this 1633-nucleotide messenger RNA. RefSeq names its product CDK-activating kinase assembly factor (gene Mat1). Gene Ontology annotation, cellular component: transcription factor TFIIH holo complex. The record is from RefSeq and is a predicted model, not a curated record. Gene Ontology annotation, molecular function: cyclin-dependent protein serine/threonine kinase activator activity. Gene Ontology annotation, biological process: nucleotide-excision repair; positive regulation of cyclin-dependent protein serine/threonine kinase activity; regulation of transcription by RNA polymerase II. Lineage: Eukaryota; Metazoa; Arthropoda; Insecta; Hymenoptera; Halictidae.
GUAUCGAUUACACGUUCGAGAUUUCUGGCCUGGGGUGAACAGACGAUGGCGUGAAUUACGGGUUUGUAGGUUAUGUCGACGGACGGCGAUGUUGUUGAGGUUUAUCACGGCCGAAUGAAACGCGAUGGUUAAAUUGUUCCACGGUUGUUCAACAGUGUCGGACGAUUCCGUCGAUUUGAAUUCAGUUUGAAAUCGUGUCACGCGGCGUGAUGUGAACGUUGUCACCGAUCCAUUAACCGGUCGGUCAGAUUACGAAAGAUUGCGUUAUUCUGUUCGAUAGUUUAUGGUCGGUUGUAUUAUUCGUAUACCUCGCAAAAAUGGACGACCAAGCGUGUCCAAGAUGCAAAACUACCAAAUAUCGAAAUCCAUCGUUGAAAAUGAUGGUAAACGUUUGCGGACACACGUUGUGUGAAAGCUGCGUUGAUUUGCUCUUUCUUAAAGGAUCGGGAUCUUGUCCGGAGUGUAAGAUCCCUCUUAGGAGAGCCAACUUCCGUGUGCAGUUGUUCGAGGAUGCGAUGGUGGAAAAAGAAGUAAACAUACGGAAGAGGGUACUGAGAGAUUUCAAUAAAAAGGAAGAGGACUUUGGGUCGUUACGGGAAUACAAUGAUUACUUAGAGGAAGUUGAAACCAUAAUAUAUAAUUUAGCAAAUAACAUUGAUGUCUUGGAAACUCAUAAAAAGAUAGAACAAUAUAAGAAAGAUAAUAAAGAUCAGAUUACUAAAAGCAAAUCUAAACUCGGCAGAAGCGAGUAUGAACUGGAGGAGAUGAUAGAGCUAGAGAAGCAGAAAGAAGAAGAAAGGCGAAUGGAAUUAGUCAAACAAGAAAUGGAAGCUAAGAGGAAAAAGAUUCGUGAGAAGGAGGCAUUGAUAGAUGAACUUACAUUCUCAGAAGGAAAUGCAAAGAACAUUGUAGAAACAUUUGCCUCUGCUAUUCAAGCAUCCAAGAAAGAAACGAAAGCUGCACCUCCUAAGGCUACUCAAUUUAGUACAGGAAUAAAAUUCAGCAAUCAAGGAAGCCAGAAUUAUAUGCCUGUGCCAAAACUCGAUGAAGGGCCUUUAUACUCUUAUACUCCUAUUCGGCAAGCUACUGAGGGCCCAACACCACCUGGUUGGAGGGAACUACAAGCACGUGGUUAUGUCACUCACGUUAGGGUAGAGUCUUCAGCGGAAAGAGCAGGAGGAUUUAAGGCACAUGUUGCGUGUUUGAGGGCCUUGCAAGAAGCUAUGGCUGGCCUCUAUCAUAAUCCCUCGCAACGCCAAACAGAAUAUACAAGUGUAUGACCACAUAAAUUGUUUUAAUACUACUGAAACUGCAUCUCUAAUUUUGUACAUAUGCUGGCAGACAUAAAUUAGUUCCUGUAAUUGUCGUAUACAAUGCAGAAUCUCUGACCAACCAUUACACCUACCGAACAUGCCCAAUUAGUUAAAUCCAUGUGAUAUAAUCACAAGUAACAGGUACAUGUGCCUUGUAUAUUUAUCUAAUUUUAGUAUUAAAUAUUUUAUAUUACGGUUAUAUUACCAUGCAAAUUGAGCGACUGCAGUACCUGGCAACUCAAUGGACAUGCAGAAGAAAUAUCAUUUCUUUCAUUUCCACAGAAAAUAAAAUUCAUUUUGUUAACUACAGUGAUAUGUUA